Messenger RNA from Lemur catta (Ring-tailed lemur), 1139 nucleotides. RefSeq names its product coiled-coil domain containing 24 (gene CCDC24). The record is from RefSeq and is a predicted model, not a curated record. Lineage: Eukaryota; Metazoa; Chordata; Mammalia; Primates; Lemuridae. The transcript has 9 exons. The coding region runs from base 111 to 1046 and encodes 311 amino acids.
GCCUGGAACCGCGGCCCCCGAGAGUCUGCCAGAGAGGGGCAGAAGAGACAGCGCCAGGGACUGGCGGCUCUGGACGCGGUGUCAGCAGGGCACUGUGGCGCUGGCGGGCCAUGCCCCGGGACUCCCCGUCGCUGUGGGAGCUGGUGGAGGAGCACGUUCCGCUCCCGGAGCGGCCCGAAGUGAAGAGAAUUCUGGGGGAGGCGGCGGUGGACCUGAGCCUGGAGCUGUGGGCGGAGGUGGCGACGUUACGGGCACUGCUCCAAGAGGCUCGAUCCUCCCAAGCCCCCAGUUCUCGCCCCAUCUCUGACCCCUCCUCUCUUCUGGCACCGCCGCCCCACCUAAGGGACCUCAUGCGCCAGGAACUCCGGCAGCUGCUCCAGGGUCUCCGCCACAAGGCCAUCUGCGAGGGCAGAGACCAGGCCCAGGCUUGGGUCCAGUAUAGCCCCAGGGUCCUGUGCUUUGCCUUGGAGGAGCCCAGGUGUGAUUUGCCAGAACCAGAGAUAUUCCAGAUGAGAGCUGGUGAAUCCAGCAGUCACAGGGACCUCAGCGUUUUCAAGGACCAACUGAACGUGUCCAACAUUGAUCAGGUUGCCAGACACCUGAGGGGCCUCCUGGAAGAGGAGUGUCGCACCUUGGAGAGGGAGAUCCCCAUCCUGCAGUGCUGCCUGGAAGAGGAGUCCCUGCGGGCUUGCCACCCCUCUGAGGCAACCCUGGAGCCCACCCUGGCAGAGCUAAAGGAACAGAGGAGUGCCAUGGAACAGGAGCUGCAGGCAUCUCCGGGGCCUUCUUGUGUCUCUCCCAACCACAGGCGGUGGCCCUUGGGGUCCUCCACUCAGGGGCUCAGACCCCUUCCUUGCCUCCGUGGGGCUGCUGGAGUUUGGGCUGCGCCUCUCCAGUGCCACCUGCCUGCACCUCCUUUGGAGCACUGUCCCCGACCUGGAGGCCAGGCUGCCAGCUGCCGUUGGGGACGGCAGCUUCGGUGCAGACCCAGGGAAGGGCCAACUUCCACCCCGGUGUCCAGUGCGGUGCCCCAGGCGCCAACCUGAAGGGCUGGUCACAAAGUGGGCUUCUGUUCCUGCUGGAAUGCACCCUCUCUGCUGCUGCCUCUCAGCUGCCAUGGCCCAGCCAGCUUCAGCUGG